UGCCUGUGGCAUGCAGCAAAAAUAUUAAAUGAAUUAAAAAAAUGACCCCAAGAAUGCAACUCCCUCUGAUCUCAAACUGAUAUUGCUUUAGAAUUCGUGCAGUCAAACAUUGACAGCUAGUAUAUACAAAAUGAUCGAGGUUUAUGAUAUGGUAACGGUACUUUUUCUAGAGUAAAACGAUAACGGUACUAGGAGAUUGCUCAGGAAAAGUAUAUUCAUAUCAUCAUUCUUUCUUAUUUUCAACUAAAAUAUAAAUCAAAAAAGUAAUGUUCGGUUUGGCUAUGCUAUGCCUCAGCAAUCUGGACAACCAGGGUGACGAUGUAGGUUAAGUUCUUCCUUGGGUUAGCUACCAAGUCUGACAAAAUCCUCACUUGGAUAAGCUCAUCAGGCAGCAUCCCCAUGACAAACAUGAUCUUUACGGAUUGGUGGUCCUAUAUGAUCGCCACGGCACCAACAGUUUUACAAAAGGGAGUAGUUUCCAUAACGCCUUCAUUGCUUGGUCAAUCUGGAAGCAGCGGAAUCACUUCAUCUUCAACAGAAACCAGCCAAAUGUGCAGCUGCUUGUUAGCAUUAUGGUGGAAUAAGUUCAAGUGAGUUUAACAAGUUCUCAGUUCUAGUAGCAUGUCUCAAUGUAAUUUUUUCAAAUAAAACAGAAAAAUAUGAAAUAUGCUUCCUGCUGCACGAAUUUGCAGAACAGAUGUAACGUACGUAGAGCUUUGCUCUAUGGGGAAAGAAUUAGAUGAGAGUCUCACGAUGCUUGAAAGGGCACGUGUAUAGUGAGGUAGCUCGAUCUGAGAUCUCGAGCAGGACCUACGACAACUACGUUAAGCUGGUGAGGCAACUAAUAAAAGGCGCACAACAAAGUUAGUACUCCCUCAUUCACUAAAUGCAUGCCAUUCUAGCAUCUAACAUUGGAACUAUAACAUGAAAAACAGUGACGGGUUGUGAGAUAAAAACUCGAGCAGGACCUACGACAACUACGUUAAGCUGGUGAGGCAACUAAUAAAAGGCGCACAACAAAGUUAGUACUCCCUCAUUCACUAAAUGCACGCCAUUCUAGCAUCUAACAUUGGAACUAUAACAUGAAAAACAGUGACGGGUUGUGAGAUAAAAACAAGAGAUUCAAUUGUACAAUGCUCAAAAACAAUUUCUAGAAAGAAAACCAGGCGUUUUUCUAUCUUCAGUUUAUACAAGUGUUAAAUCAACAAGGACCUAUGUAAUAUGAUCGUAGAAGUAGCUCAAGAUUAGUUUGUUCAACUAGUUUACUUCGUAAAGUAAUUCAACAAUAAUAAAAGAAUGCAAACCACAUACAUGACGGGCGUGUUUGGUUGCCUGCAUGAGGCCCAACCAGGUCCGCGCGGGAAGAAAACGACCUGUUUGGUUGGCUGCAUACACUGUUGGGCCUGCAUGGCACGAUGUUUAAAGCACUCCUGGGCCUGGCUCCCUGGGAACGCUCGAAUCGGCAGUUUCUCCAGAGCCAGGCCCGAGCGGUGCACGUGGGCGGCGGUGGCUGCACGCGCGUGGCCACGCUCGAGAAGCCGCGUUGCUUCCCGAAGCGCCGGCAGUUAUUAGCCUCACCGCUCCAUCUCCCCACUCUCCCAAUUCUCACUGGCGGCGGCGGAUCGGAGGAGAGCAAGAAGACCACCAGACUCCAUCACCGGUGAGCGGAUCAUCACCUGGCCCGCGGCAAUGGCGAUCGAGGAGAGCAAUGAGAUGGGCACGAAGGUGCUCCCGGCCGUUGACAACAAGGACAAGCAGCCGGUUCAUCCAAUGCCCGAGGUGGUGCUGCCGCCCACCGCUGAGGAAGAACCGAAGACGCCAACGGUUGGCGACGACGAGCGCAUGGAGGAGCCCCCCAGCAGCAAGCGCCGCAACUACGACCACUACCAUGAGGAGGAUGGCCCAACUCACUUCUGCAAGGUCAUCGUUGCACCGGAGCUUGAGUGCAUCCCCAUGCCCCUGGGCUUCACCAAGCACUUCGUCGCGGUGCCGACGGAGUUCAAGCUGAGGAACAACACCGGCUGCUCCUGGAGGGUGACGGUGAAGCUGAUGAACGACAGGGUGACCUUGGAUCAGGGUUGGGCCACCUACGCCGCAGUUCAUCAGAUCAAGAUCGGCUAUAUGGUGACGUUCAAGCUCCUGACUGCCGACACCCUCAAGGUCAUCAUCUUCGACGACGAUGGCAUUGAGGUGGUCAACAAGUGCGGGAAGCACGACGAAGCCUUCGCCGCCAGGGACUAGGGCCCGGGCACCUCCUUCCUUAGUACUAUCGAGUCUGCUUUAUGGUUUAUGUGUUGAACUGUUUGAACUAUCAUUAUGAUUUAUGGUACUAUGUUAUCUGAA
Messenger RNA from Triticum aestivum (bread wheat), 2343 nucleotides. RefSeq names its product putative B3 domain-containing protein Os03g0621600. The record is from RefSeq and is a predicted model, not a curated record. The transcript has 2 exons. Bases 1690 to 2241 code for a protein of 183 amino acids. Gene Ontology annotation, molecular function: DNA binding. Lineage: Eukaryota; Viridiplantae; Streptophyta; Magnoliopsida; Poales; Poaceae.